Messenger RNA from Myotis brandtii (Brandt's bat), 1349 nucleotides. It is a transcript of the gene CFAP77, whose product is annotated as cilia and flagella associated protein 77. Lineage: Eukaryota; Metazoa; Chordata; Mammalia; Chiroptera; Vespertilionidae. The transcript is spliced from 4 exons. The coding region runs from base 139 to 855 and encodes 238 amino acids. The record is from RefSeq and is a predicted model, not a curated record.
GGGAGCCCGGAGUCUGGGGCCCACCCCGCGGUCCAAGUGGUGGGGUCCAAGUGGUGGGCUCCCCGGAGAUCCGCUCGGGACCCCAAGCUGGGAAGCGCACCGGGUCCAGCCCCGGGUCGACUCCCCGCGACCCCCAGGAUGCCAGAGGCCAAGAGCUCCCGCCAGGACCCCCUGCGAUGGACGAAGAAGCCGGUGCGCCGCUCGGUCAGCCAGAUCUGCCCGCCCCCACGGCGGCCCCUGCCCGUGGCCGACAUCCGGCCGGGCAUGGAGAACGAGAGGCUGGGGGUCGUGCGGGAUUCCAUGUUUCAGAACCCGCUCAUCGUCAAGGCCGAGCUCGGGAAGCCCCGGGAGCAGAGCUGCAGCCUCCCUGGCAUCGACUUCAACUAUGGGCUCUACGUCCGUGGGCUAGACGGCGGGGUCCCUGAAGCCAUCGGACACUGGAACGUGUUUAAGCCUCAGCCCACCCGCCACCAGGAGCUGAACCGGGAUUAUAUCGCCACGAAUCGCGGGGCGGUGAAGGCGGGCCUGGUGACCGCCCGGGAGACGCUCCUGUACAAGCAGCUCAACGACUUCCGCGUCAGCAGCAAGGACAACCGGCGCUACAGGAAGGAGCCCACCUUCAUCCCUCCAAACAUGACCUUCGGGAUCCAGGCCCGGUGGGCCCGCAGCUCGACACCUUCCCCAGCGAGGCCGACCGCCAGAGAGCGUUCAAAGCCCAACAGGAAGAGUACGCCGUGCGCCGCGGGACCCUGCGGAUGGGCAACUACACCCACCUCUGACGUGGGUUCUGUUGCUGCAAGGACCUCAGGGUCAGGUCUUCGGUUAGUUAUUUUUGCUAAGAGCCCCCCUCUUUAGGUCAGGCAACACUAGCUCACCUUCGCCCAGCGCCCCCCCAACCUGGGGACUCCCCGUCCUCUGGCAGCCACCCACCCUCUCUCAAGCCCUCACCCGAUGGCAUAAACCAAAGUACAAAGCAGACGCUCCCUCCAGGCCGGAGUCUGGAGGCUGUGCCCGCAUCAGGGACAACGCAGGAGUUUCCUGCGGAAUUCCUGCCCGGAACGCGCUCGGAAAGCCCUCGUUUAGCUGCAAACACGAGUUUUAGUUGCUCUUUCUGGGGUGCCUGACGCCCCAUCACGCUGGCGGCAGGAAGACCCCGCUCACUCCUCGGGGCCUGCUCCCCCCUCAGGGGGCUUCUCCCCAAGACUGACCUGGAAGCGGCGGCGGCUGGAGGGCACAGGCGAAGGAAUUCUCAGCCAAACCCCCACCUCCCCAGCAGCUCUUGCCUCCAUCUCUGGGCGUGUUCCCCCGCUUCUCCCCACAGACGAUAUCCUGACCUGUUUUAAAUUAAA